CUUGUGCCUUUCAGUUCUAUCAAACGAGGUCAGCGGUCGUGGUCACUGCAGUCAGUUCGCGCCUGGCGCCCAGUCGUUCAACACUACGGAGAUCGACGUUACGGACCACGGUCCUGUCACCGAAUUUGUGAUGUGCGUUCCAUCUCGCCAUGAGCCAGCGGUGUCGGAUCUUCUAGGGGUGCAGGACUAUGUGGUUCAAGCUGUGCAAGUUCAUGACGUCAUCCUGCCGCCGGGGCCUCCGCCGCCACCAGAGGUCCGCCGAGAAGGCCUGCUACCAGAAGUGGUCCUUCGGAUCGAUGCGCGCAUGGUCGUCUCAGGGUGUUUCGCAGCCAUCGAGCUGUGCCGCCUUGGUCUAGACUUCUCGGUCUCUUCCUUAGUGAUGCGAGCGGUCUUCUUCAUCUUCUUCGCUCUCACCUGCCGCCGUGCAGCGGCAAUCUUGCCCGACCUGGAUCCGCCUGACGAGGUUGUUCCUCUGGGACGCGGCACUCCGCUCGUCAUCGCUUUCAGCCUCAUGAUUUUCACCAUAGCGGCAAGCAGCCUGUUCGACAUGAGCGUACUGCAGACGCUCGCACGCCCUGUCUUCUCCACCGUCGUGGCCACCAUGCUGGCACUGGUUGUCUAGGGACACGUGCAUGCGGGUCAAAGGGUCUGUGAUGAACGCGAAGAGUCUCAUUUCAUGGAUCGCCGUCAUCUUUAUGUGUGCUGUGUUUAAUUUAUCGUGAGUCGCGAGUGAUAUGUAUGCUGUUUUACCGAGCCUUAAAGAUCUACCUCUUACGAUGCCGGAGCAAAACUACAAUAAAAGACUGUUCCCCAGCACUCAUUUGCAAAGGACAUUUCAGCGAUUGCCUUCAUGCACUCAUGCACCACCAGCACUUGCAAAGCCUGCGCACUUGUAUAUGAUGCCGUCUGCAUAUGCUGACGCGCUUAUUUAAGGAUAUAUGCUGUGCAAGAGACACCUGGUGCUACACAUAGGACGUUUUGUUCACACGCCGCAGAUAUGUGGUUUACAUGAGCGCACUCAGUGAAAUACAGUGAAGGCAGAACUGUUUUUUUCGGAAUCAUAAUUUUCAUGGCAGGAGGUUGCAGAAAUUGUGCGAAUACCCUUAAUAAGAUUUCCGCUAACUAAAAUACUAAUAUCGUAACUAUAGUUCAAUACAUGUGUUGUGUUCGGGGAAUUGAAGAAACACUUUGUUCGAAUGAACUCUGUAAGCUGGAACAUUUAUUAAACAUGUUAAACAAACAGUA
Messenger RNA from Dermacentor albipictus, 1245 nucleotides. RefSeq lists its product as uncharacterized. The record is from RefSeq and is a predicted model, not a curated record. Lineage: Eukaryota; Metazoa; Arthropoda; Arachnida; Ixodida; Ixodidae.